Girardinichthys multiradiatus is the source of this 4736-nucleotide messenger RNA. It is a transcript of the gene ccdc142, whose product is annotated as coiled-coil domain containing 142. Lineage: Eukaryota; Metazoa; Chordata; Actinopteri; Cyprinodontiformes; Goodeidae. The record is from RefSeq and is a predicted model, not a curated record. The transcript has 19 exons. Bases 388 to 3981 code for a protein of 1197 amino acids.
GAGGAGAAGAAAAGAAAAAUAAAGAAGAGUGGAAUGGCGUCAUGGCUGCUGUCCGUUACUACCGUCUUAGAGCUAGUUAGCUAUUAUUCUACUACACCUAAACAAAACACAUACAUGUGCAGAUACCGCAAUGCUGCCACUGUUCGGAACCGCUGUGUAGAACUUUCAACAUUUUGGAAAAUGUGGGGCUAAAAGCUAGCUAGAAUAAAAUACAUUUAAAGCGACCUUCUGCUUCCGUCCAAGAUGGACCAGUGUUGGAAGAAGUGACGGGAUUUUGGUGCAAAGGAAGAAAAAUAUCUGUUGUUUUUUAGCUAAACUGUUAAACGUGGAGAGCUUUUGUGCGUCAACUGGUGACCGCCGUUGCUUCUGGAUACCAGUUCUAUUUGGAUGCUGGAAGAACUGUCAUCCAGACAUGACUGUGAGUUUAUAUUGCUUGGGAUGGAUCCCAUUAAGUCAGAGAUGGACAGACAUCCUGGUCUGAUGGCAGACUGGGAAAAUCCAGAGUCCUGUUCAGAAAAGAAGCAGAGGAAAAUUCCUUCAUGCACAGUGACGGACGAUCAUAGCGCAAGCGGUAACUGGUCUCAGACAUCCAUCUCCCAGUCCCUGCAGCGAGCUGAGAUUCUGUUCAAAAAUACCUUUAAUCCCAGUUUGAAAUGGCUGUUCCAUAUUCCGAGUCAAGAUGAAAAGGAGGAAAACCUUGUUGUGGUUGACAACCUUGUGUCCCAGUCCUCUGCACGUCUUCAGCAAGUGCAGCAGCAUCUUUUGACUGUGGUGCUCCAGUGGCAGCUGGUGGGUGGGGGGUUUAUAGGACCCCUCCCGGGGCAGUACAAAGCUCUGUGGAGGCUCUUUGAACAGCGAUCUCUGCUGCUCUUCAUACAUGAAUACACCAGAAGGGUCCACCUAACAGCAGCCUUCAUAACCAGAGUCAACUACCUGCUGCAACAUCAGCUCAAUAAGCUUCACUUAAUGCAUACUCAGGUUCUGCCCAGCUCACUUUCAUCCAGAAUUGGUCUGGUCUCUCUAAGUCAGGAGCUCCGACUUCAUCUGAACCACUGGCGUUUUCUCUACAGUCGAGUCCAUUCUGACCACUAUCUGAGAAAGGCACUUGGUCCACAGAGCAAAAUGCUGGAGGAAAUGAAACAGACCCUAGACUUGCUUGGUUUACAGCUUUUGGUCUUGAUGGAGCAAUAUGUAUAUUGCAUUCUGUCUGCAAUAGGAAAGACGGCAUCUGACUCUGUACCCAGAGAUGUUCUGGAGGACAUUUUAUCAGGUACAGACCUGUAUAAUCAGGUAGUGAAGGAGCAUAAAAAUAAAAUGAAUGCUUCCCAGCCAAGGAUGUUGGUUUUACAGGAGGCACAUGAAUCAAAAUUCUUUACCAGUCUUCCAAAGAUUACAAGAUAUCAUGCUUCUGCAGUGUCGGUCAAAAGUCUGAUAAGUGUUUUGGCUGUCCAUCAUGCAGAAAUGCUUGCCAGGCAACUGGACCUUUGGAUAUCUGAGGAGAGCUGUCAUGUUUGUAAGAUUCAUUCCAGUCACAAAUCAUGCUCUGAUAACUUCAUUAGUCAAGUGUCUGCAUGCAGCUGUGGCUCUCCCAAGUUGACCUGGGAACAAUUGUGGCAAACGUACCUGACUUCAUCUCCUCUCCUGUUCAAUAAUCAACCCUUUGCACAGAUAUUGUCUCUGCAAACGUACAAUGAACCCUGCCGUACUCAUACCUCUAAUCACCAUUUGCACAGUUUUGCUUUAGGGAAUCAACUCCCUGUUUUGGUGAAACUGUCAACGUUCCAAUAUAAAAAAGAGAGCUUAGUAAAUAAAACCAGCCAGUAUCAAACAUGCAGAACUCAGUGUGGUCUCACUCAGCUCAGUGCAGAGGGAGCUAAGUCUAACCUAGAAAGAAAAGGAAGUUUUGACAACUGUGACCCUCCUUCAUCCCCUGCAACCUUCUCCCAUCAUGUUUCAACCCUGUCUCCAUAUCAGUUAGACCAUUCUUCUGUUGAACCAUUUUUCCAAGUGCUUGUGACCUCCCCCGAUCUCCUGGCUCCCCAGGCAUUUCAAAGGCCAACAACAAAAGAACCAACUGAUCAGCUCGUCCCUGUUGCAGUACCGGGUGUCGCUGAUUGGAAGGAUGGAUCAGUUGGUUUAGAUCCUGCAGCUCAUUCAGAGAAACUCAGUAAGCAGACUGUGAACGUGACCAACAUUCAAGAAGUGGAAGUAACUAAACCGGAUUGGACUGAACUGAAAAUAGCAAUGGGGGCAGCUGCUACUGUGAGCUCUGGUGUUCUGAAGGAUGAGAACCUCAGGAAAGAACCCAAUGUUGGAACCAGGGCAACUACAGCAGAGCCAGACCCUGUUGACGGGCCUCACUCUGUGCAGUGGAUGGAUAUGGGCCGAUUACGGCUCCUUGCUGAUCCACUUGAACGGUAUCAAUUUCAGCUGUUGAGUUUCUGCACAAGUGCCCUGAGUCUAAAACUACACGUAGCAUCAUCAGGAACCACUGCACGCAGCAUCAACCUUCAAGAUGACCACAGGAGCUUCCAAAUCCUGCACAGUGUCAAUCAUGCUUUAGAGACGGGUCUGUUUCCAAAGGAGUUCAGAACCAUACUGGAGCACUUUAGGCUGUAUUUGUUUGUCCAAGCAGCACAUGCUCACUGGGACUCUGUGGUGUGCAAUGGUUUGGGUUCAGCACUAAAGGAUAAAUGUCUCAGAAGUGAGAGCAACAGCUUUGCAGCAGCAUCUUCAAUCCAGGAGGGAAGUCUAAUGAUGUCACAGACGAUGGAACACUUACUCCAGCUCCUCUCACCCCUGCUGUCGUCUCUGUGGUGUUGUCAGUCAAACAGCUCAGUGUCCGAAUGUUUUGGCCUCCUUCUGCCCAGUGGUGUACUGCAGAGACGGACUCUUGGUUUGCUGUUAGCUUCAGUCCAAAUCUCUACAGUCUGGGUCAUGUCAAAAGCAUACCAGUUCCUUUCCUCAUGGAGUCCAAAUAAGUUCCUGCUCAUCACACAGGGAGAUUUCAGAAUGCUGAUGGAGUCUGUGCAUAAGACAAUUCAUCAGACAAAGUCCCUACUAAUGAAUUUAGACUCUGACCAUCAUUCCACUCUGCAGAACCACAAUCAGCAUCUACUGAGGCACCAACUUGAAGCUCUUGAUGGGGCUGCAUGUGAACUGCAGGCCUUCUUUUCUCUAGUCUUGAACAACUUUUCUAUCGAUUGCAAGCGGAUGUCAGGGGAGAUCAUUGAACGCACCAUGCCCUCUGCAGUACACUGGAGAUUGAGCCAGAGGACAGGUUUUCCCAGCAGUCCCAGUGAAUAUGCAUCUUUGGCAGCUCAAAAUGUGAUUGGCCAGGUUCUAGAGGCUGUUGCUCCAUUGUCAGAAGAUGCUCGUGUUGAAGCACUAAGUGUCACGAUGACAGCUUUCAUGGAGGCAUGGAUGGAACACAUCUUGAGGCAAAAGAUCAAAUUUAGUGUGCAGGGGGCGCUGCAGCUAAAGGAAGAUUUUGGCUAUAUCAGAGAGAUGAUUAAGUCUGACAAGUAUGGUCUGUCAGCUGAACUUCACCAUAGACUCCUCAGCCUAAGGUAUCACCAUCCCUGCGUUUUUCAGCAGGUAGAUUCAGCACUGCUGUGUUUGCUGCAGCAGCCACAGGCGAAACCAUACCUGCAGCGCAGAGCCUGGGGACCCUUCACACGCUGCUGUCCAGUUAAAGGCAGCAGAGACAGCGUGGUUGCUGCUGUGAGCAGUAAUAUAACCAACCUGGGCUGUGUGGAAGGUGCAGAGCCAACUCAGUCUGAUCUGUCAGUUGCGACCUCUGUCCUCUCCCCAGUGGACACAUCCACACCUGCAGAGCCUUACCUUGCUUCAAGUACAGCAGUAGGUUCUGCACACCAGGAAUGGUUGGACCUCCGGAUCCACAGCACUACUCGUCGCUGGAGGCUGCCAGGUCUACAGUGUCUAAGACAGAACCAUGAACAGACCUCAGUCUGGCUGUAGAGAUGGAGAUAUAAAGUGAUGCACUCACAAUGCCUGUGAGAAGCACCACUCAAGCCCUGGGCCAUCAUACAAUCAUCUUGGGCUAUAGUCACUGCUCACUGCAUCUGUAUGGCCGGCCUAGGAGAAUCAUGCACACAUGUUGCUGCUAUGCCGUUUAAGUUGGAGGUAGAUGUCAGGUGCAGAGAGACAGUGACUUCUGUUUGGAAUUACACAAAGAAGAGAUGGGUCUGAAGCCAGAACACCCCUACUACAAACAGAUGCAAACUCAAGAUUUUUGUCACAGAGAUUGAAUGUUGUGACUUUGUUCAAUGGACAAAAAAAGACUUUGUGCGUGUUGCUCGAGACCUGGAUCCUUGGGCAACUAUCCUUGAGAAAGCGAAGCAAUUUGUUGAAUGUGUGAGUCUUCCUAAACUUGUAAGCUGCUAUUUCACAAAGGUGGUAAACAAGCCAACACUAAAUGGAAUUCCCCUUCAGCCUGUAACAACAAAAGAUGCCAGAAAUCAGACACAGCAUCACUGAAAAGAUUUAAGCGAAAAAGUGUAGAAAAAUGUUGCCGUAUUUCUUAGUGUCCACAGAGUGAAGAUGACAUGGUUGCCUGUAACAAGGAAAACUGUAAAACUGUUUGGUUCCAUUUAAGUUGUGUGGGUCUGCAGCUUCCACCUGCAUAAGAAGAGAUGUGGUUUUGUUCAUCAUGCACCACUAAAAUGUAAUGUACGUUAGUUGGCUUAAUAAAGAUGGAUCUAAUGGACUAAUAA